GUUCAAGUUUAGGUUUUUGUCAAGGGCUAUACAUAGAGCUUGCCUUUGUUGACGCUCUCGAAGUGAUUUGUCUUGCGUAAAGCUCCCAAUCAGGAUUUUUGAAUUCUUUUCAAUGGCUUCAUAUACCGAAGAAGAAAUGGCCAGAUUAGAUGUGUUAUAUUAUGGUGAAGCAGAGAUGAGUACCGAGAACAUGAGGAAAUAUAGUGCACAAGUGGGAGCCACUGGGGGCUAUGAUGUUGAUGUUUAUCCUGGUUUUGCGAUCGGUUUGAUUAUUCCGGUAAAACUUGUUCAGGCUGAGCACGAGGAUUUAACUCCAUAUGCAGAGAAGACUAUAGGCUACUUCAAUGACCAAAAUCAUACAAAUUUCAAGUUUUUAGAGCUUCUUAAGGCAAAUGUACAAGUUUGUUCUGGUGCUAAGUUUUAUCUCACUUUCAAGGCCAAAGAUGUUGACAAUGGAAAGAUUGAAACCUUUCAAGGUUUGUAUGUUCGUGGCAUUCGAGUUCAUGAGGUGCUAGAGUGUAGGAUUAAGCCUGUUACUACUUGAGAGCUUGCCGCCAAGCAGGAUCAUAAAGUGAAGAAGACAGUCACGUGCUACUGAUUAACGUGACUCUUUUAUUUUCUGUUUAGGUUGUAUUUGUUUUCAGACUUUUAAUAGCCUUGCAUUUCAGGUCUCCAGUGUUUGCUUUUUAGUUAAUUUUCUUUUGCACUUGUAUAGGAGUUAUCUACCUUGUGGAUUAGUGACUUUAUUCCACAUAGCCAACUGCCCAACACAUUUGUAGCGGUUGACUGACUAGAUGUUUCAAUUUAAUGAAACGGUUUAUUCAGACUUAA
Messenger RNA from Theobroma umbraticum, 831 nucleotides. RefSeq lists its product as uncharacterized. NCBI's taxonomy places the organism in Eukaryota, Viridiplantae, Streptophyta, Magnoliopsida, Malvales, Malvaceae. The record is from RefSeq and is a predicted model, not a curated record. Gene Ontology annotation, molecular function: cysteine-type endopeptidase inhibitor activity.